Molecule: messenger RNA, 1142 nt
Organism: Nestor notabilis (Kea)
Lineage: Eukaryota; Metazoa; Chordata; Aves; Psittaciformes; Psittacidae
Gene: MRS2
Product: MRS2 magnesium transporter
Exons: 10
Biological process (GO): mitochondrial magnesium ion transmembrane transport
Cellular component (GO): mitochondrial inner membrane
Molecular function (GO): magnesium ion transmembrane transporter activity
Source: RefSeq, a predicted model, not a curated record
GUAAAUUUUAUCAACAUGUCCCAGCAGAGCCCUCCCAAGCCACCUUAGCUAGCGUGUCUCCUGUUUUUGCAGUGAUAAAGCUUGACAAAGAGGGAAAUACUACCUAUUUUGAAAAGAAGAAAACUGAAUUGUACCAGGAAUUGGGUCUUCAAGCUCGAGAUCUAAGAUUCCAACACGUAAUGAGCAUAGCAACUAGGAACAAUAGAAUCAUCGUGAGAAUGGAGUUCUUGAAGGCUGUCAUAACACCAGAGUUUCUUCUGAUAUUAGAUUAUCGUAAUUUAAAUCUGGAACAGUGGCUCUUCAAGGAACUAGCAUCUCAGCUGGCUGGGGAAGGUCAGCUAGUUACAUAUUCCCUGCCCUUUGAAUUCCGAGCCAUAGAAGCAAUCCUGCAGUACCGGAUCAGCAGACUGCAGGGGAGACUUAACACUUUGCAGCCUCAGAUCCUUGAGACACUGGAAGCUCUAGUGGACCCCAAGCUUUUGUCUGUGGAUAGGAGUAAACUACACAUUCUCCUGCAAAAUGGCAAGAGCUUGUCAGGACUGGAAACAGAUCUUAAAGUUUUCAAAGAAACAAUUCUGGAGAUCUUAGAUGAAGAAGAAUUAAUAGAAGAGCUCUGUUUAUCUAAAUGGACUGAUCCACAAGUAUUUGAGGAGAGUAUAUCUGGGAUUGACCAUGCAGAGGAAAUGGAGCUGCUGCUGGAGAACUAUUACAGACAAGCAGAAGAUCUUGCAAAUGAAGCUCGUGAACUCAGACUGUUGAUUGAUGACUCAGAAAGCAUAAUCUUUAUCAACCUAGACAGCCACCGUAAUGUGAUGAUGAGACUGAAUUUGCAGCUGACUAUGGGGACUUUUUCACUCUCUCUCUUUGGACUCAUAGGAGUUGCAUUUGGUAUGAACUUGGAGUCAUCUCUUGAAGAGGACCCCAGGAUAUUUUGGCUGGUGACAGGGAUUAUGUUUCUGGGAAGCGGUCUGAUAUGGCGACGCUUGCUUUCCUUCCUUGGGCGGCACCUAGAACCUCCACUACCUCCUCAAGUUCCUGCAGUUUUGAAAAAAUCCCAACCAGCAGCUGGAAGAGUGGAUGUAAAGAACAACCUUAAACCAGAAACGUUUGGGCUGAACAGAAGCACCUUAACAAACCAAUAG